This is a messenger RNA of Rubroshorea leprosula, 2393 nucleotides long. The record is from the annotation of a GenBank genome assembly. NCBI's taxonomy places the organism in Eukaryota, Viridiplantae, Streptophyta, Magnoliopsida, Malvales, Dipterocarpaceae.
AAAAUUUCUGUUUGGCUCCCGAGAAAAUCACCAGAGAAUACAAUCCUGAUACCGAAUGGAAGGUGAAAGCGAUUCCGAGAACAUGAAGAAGCAGAAGAGAGGCCAAAACGUCAUUGUCCUCACUGGAGCUGCCGCUGUCAUUGCUCUCGCCAUCAACCUCGCUAUCUCCGCCGUUAAGAGAAGAAGGUCGAGGAAGAAAGGUCUUCCGGGAUCUACUGUUCGUGUUAAUCUCUCGGAGAGUGGGAUUCUCAAAUUAGCUGAUCGAAUCAUUGCCAAGUCGAAAGAGGUUCAUGAUGCGGUUGCUUCGGUUCCUGUUGAUAAGGUUACAUAUAAGAAUGUGAUAUCACCUCUAGCAGAAUUGGAGGCAGAGCAGUUUCCACUAGUGCAGUCAUGUGUGUUCCCAAAGUUGGUUUCUACUUCGGAUAGUGUGCGCAAAGCAAGUGCUGCAGCAGAGAGGAGAAUAGAUGCUCACAUCUCGUCAUGCAGUAAGCGUGAAGAUGUAUACCGUGUUGUCAAAGCAUUUGCUGCAAGGGGGGAAUGGUUAGGCCCUGAAGUUAAACGCUUUGUGCAGUCGCUGAUCAGAGACUUUGAGCAGAAUGGAUUGAACCUUACUGUGACCAAAAGAGAGGAAGUACAGCGCUUGAGAUCUCAAAUUGAUGAGCUAAGUUUGCGAUAUAUUCAAAAUUUGAAUGAUGAUAGCACUUUGCUUCUGUUCAGUGAGCUAGAGCUGGCUGGAUUACCUACAGAGUUCCUUAAGAGUUUAGAAAAAGUUGAAAAUGGGAUGUUUAAGGUUACACUCAAAAGUCAUCAUGUUGCAGCAGUCUUGGAGCUAUGCAAGGUUGGAAAGACAAGAAGGUUGGUAGCUGUGGCUUAUGGAAAGAGAUGUGGAGAAGUUAAUCUGUCUAUCUUGGAAGAUUUGGUCCAAGCACGUCAUAAGUUUGCUCGUUUACUUGGAUAUUCAAACUAUGCAGACUAUGCUCUUGAUCAUAGAAUGGCAAAGACAUCCUCAAAGGUUUUUGAGUUCUUAGAGGACAUCUCUGCCAGUUUAACUGAUUUAGCCACUAGAGAACUAUCCAUUUUAAAAGAUUUAAAGAGAAGAGAGGAGGGAGAGGUUCCGUUUGGAGUUGAGGAUCUAUUGUACUAUGCGAAGAAGGUUCAAGAACAGCAGUUUGAUCUUGACAUUGGAGCCCUCAAACAGUACCUUCCUGUCAAUUUGGUUCUAUCUGGAAUCUUCAAGAUAUUUCAAGACCUUUUUGGUUUAAGAUUUGAGGAAAUUACUGGUGCUGACAUUUGGCAUUUUGAUGUUCGAGUUUUUUCUGUUUUUGACUUGACUUCUGGUGAACUUCUGGGUUAUUUCUACAUUGAUCUGUACAGAAGGGAAGGGAAAUAUGGUCACACUUGUGUUGUGGCUCUUGAAAAUGGUGCAGUAGGACUGAAUGGUGCUCGGCAGAUUGCAGUGGCACUACUUAUAUCUCAGUUUGAGAAGGACAUUUGUGGUGUCCCUGGGUUGUUGAGAUUUUCUGAAGUUGUUAAUCUUUUCCAUGAGUUUAGUCAUGUGGUCCAACAUGUAUGCAAUCGUGCAUCAUUUGCUAGAUUUUCUGGUCUGCGCAUUGACCCUGAUUUCCUUGAGAUCCCAGCUCUGUUGCUAGAAAACUGGUGUUAUGAGAGCUUCUCCUUGAAGUUGAUAUCUGGCUUCCACCAGGACAUUACAAAACCCAUCAAAGAUGAAGUUUGUGAUUCACUUAAGCGAUGGCGGAAUUCCUUUUCAGCUCUUAAAUUUAAGCAAGAAGUACUUUAUUGUCUUUUUGAUCAAAUUAUACAUUCAGCUGAAGAUGUUGACAUUGUUGAGUUAUUCAAGCAUCUUCAUCCUAAGGUGAUGUUGGGUUUGCCAAUGUUAGAAGGAACGAAUCCCGCUUCAUGUUUUCCACGCUGUGCAAUUGGUUAUGAAGCUACUUGUUACAGUCGUAUUUGGAGUGAGGUUUUUGCAGCUGAUAUAUUUGCCUCAAAGUUCCGUGAUGGCCUUUUGAACCAGUAUGUUGGUAUGCAGUUUAGGAAAAAGGUAUUAGCACCAGGAGGAGCUAAAGAACCUGUUGAAAUUCUUUCAGACUUUCUGGGAAGAGAACCGUCAAUUCAAGCUUUUGUUGAUGGCAAACUUGAUAAUUUGUAAUGCUAGGAGAGUUUUGGUAAUAAUCUUCUUACCUCUCUUAUCAUUACGAGAUAAAAUGUUUAGAUGGCAUCUUGCAAUUUCAUUCCCAAUGGUAACUAUCAAAAUUCUGCUUCUGUUCUGUGGAGUAUGUAUUCUUAAAGUGGUUCCUUCAACUCACUCGUGUCAUUCUUUUGUAAUAGUAAAAUGAUUAGAAGAAUUCAUUGUAAAACAAAAGCAGUUAUGGCAA